Molecule: messenger RNA, 1017 nt
Organism: Mytilus trossulus (common blue mussel)
Lineage: Eukaryota; Metazoa; Mollusca; Bivalvia; Mytilida; Mytilidae
Product: M-phase inducer phosphatase 1-like
Exons: 8
Coding region: 56-904 (282 amino acids)
Biological process (GO): positive regulation of G2/M transition of mitotic cell cycle; positive regulation of G2/MI transition of meiotic cell cycle; protein dephosphorylation
Cellular component (GO): nucleus; cytoplasm
Molecular function (GO): protein tyrosine phosphatase activity
Source: RefSeq, a predicted model, not a curated record
AUUGACAUGUUUUGAAGAACAGUAACAUACAUUAAGAUUUUCCGGUUCAGAAAAAAUGUGGUCGGCCGAUUUCAGUAGUCUUACGAUAAGUGGAGAAUCUAGGUGUCUAGAUCAACAAAGUGCAAGCAUUAUAAAGGCAAAAUACAAUGGCGCUGAAAAGACGGGAACAAAACGCAAGUCGACGUCGAGUCCAUUAAACGAUUGCAAGAAGAGACGAAAGAGUUCGAAACAUGGAAGAUCAUUAAAAAGACACUUGUCUUUUGGGGAUUCACCAUUAGAAUCAAAUGACAACUUAUUGUCAGAAGAAACGUACAUAGCGGAUGGAAGUCGUCCUCAUUGUCUCCCGACUGUUGCUGGUCAACACAGAGAUUUGAAAUCUAUUACAGCUGAUACGAUGAAAGACUUAUUGAAUGGUAAAUACAAUGGUGGCAUCAAUUCCUAUAGAAUCAUUGAUUGUAGAUACCCAUACGAGUUUAAUGGCGGACACAUCAAGAAUGCAGAAAACUGUUACCUUGAGGAGCAUAUAGAUGAGAUGCUUUUACAAACACUCCAAAGCGGAAAUACAACUGAUGAAAUAAUUAUUUUUCACUGCGAGUUCUCCUCCAAAAGAGGACCAAAAUUAUGCAGAUAUUUGAGAAGCAAAGAUCGACAAAUAAAUGGGAGAAAUUAUCCACAGUUGCAUUUCCCUGAGAUAUACCUGCUUGAAGGAGGAUACAAAUCUUUCUUUCUGUCACACAAGCAUUUCUGUGAACCCGUCGACUAUGUUCCGAUGUUGCACGACGAGUAUAAAGAAGACGUACGCCAUUUUCGAUCCAAGAGCUCAACCAUAAAAAGGAACUGCUCACAUGUUAAAAAUAUGGAACAUUGUAUUGUUUCGCAAAGACUCGUAUUUUCUAUGUGCUGACAUAAUACUGUGUCAUUUUCUAACUGUUUAGUGCUAUAUUUGUUAUAUUUAUUAUGUUGUUGUUGAAAUCUUAUUAUAUACGAUUGUUUAUUUAUUAAAAUUGUAAUACUUUA